AUGCCGACGCGCGGCGCGAUCGCGCGCGACGGCGCGGCGAGCGAGGACCCGCGCGCGGUGUCGUGGGCGCGACACCUUGUCGACGGCAUACGCGGGUACUUUGCCGAGGUGGAUCCGCUGAGCGCCGAACGCGCGAGCGCGGACGUCGACGACGAAAGCGGCGGACUCCUGGGGGCGUGCGAACGGGGGGACGCGAGCGCGGCGAAGGAGAUGCUGAGAGAUGGGAACGAGUGCGUCAGGUGGUUGAUGUUCGGGGAGCGGAGGAACACGCGCGAUACGGCGGUGCACGUGGCGGCGGCGAACGGGGACGUGGAGAUGCUGGACGCGCUGUUGGACGGGUUGCGCUUCGUCGCGCGGUUGGUGAUGUUUCACGACGAACAGUUUAAUUUCAUGGGGCCGUUUCGCGAAAUAGCGAGGCGAGACGGUGCGUCGAGUGAGUUUCAGCGAUGCGACGAGGAGCAGGUGCUGCGGGCGUUCUUAUCGGCGCCGAAUGAUGCGCUCAACUCGCCCUUGCACGCGGCGUGCGCGACGGGGUCGCCGAAAUCGGUGCGAUGGCUGUUAAAGCACGGUGCCGAUCAGCACGUGUUGAAUCUUCUCGGUAAAGAUCCGGUGAACUUACUGAUCUCGACUUGCGACGCGCGAGAGCGCGCGGUGGCGGCCGUCGAUGACGCGACGUUGAAAGUUUUGGACAAGGAUUUCGAACGCGACAAGGAUUUGGGGGCGUACACCUCGGGAAAAGAGUGCAUGGAAAUAUUGUUGGAGGAUGGACGGUUCACGAAGAAUGGAUUUGUGUCGGAUUGUAAUGCGUGCUUUCCGUUAUACCACGCCGCUCGAGCUGGUACGCUGGACGUGGUCAAGCUUUUGUUAAAGCACGGCGCCAGUCCGUUUGACAGAAUUUCAUUCGAGAUGGAACGAAAGGCUAAGGAGUGGGACGAUGCCUGUUCGAAGGGCGGUUCUCGCGGCGGAAAGAAGCUCAAUCCGUUCAGGACGCCUUCGUCGCGUUCGAAACGGACGAUCGAUACGGCGAGCGACGUGGCAAAGUCGCGCGGCCACACUGCGAUUGUCGAUUUGCUCGAUAGCGCGAUGGAGGCGCAAACGAUGUCGACCUUUGACAAGUCUCUGGCGUUGUUCGACGAUGAGCCGAAGAAAAAGAAGAAGAAACAGAAAAAGCUCACUGGAAGUCAGAGGAAAAAGCUUGCGACGGAAGAAGGAGCCGAGGAAGCCCAAGAAGGGUCAGAGUCGGAACCGGAGAAGGAGGACAAGCCGGACAAUGUGAAGGAACCGGAACCGGAGCCGGAACCGGAACCGAAGCCGGAACCGGAACCGAAGCCGGAACCGGAACCGGAACCGAAGCCGGAACCGGAACCGGAACCGAAGCCGGAACCGGAACCGAAGCCGGAACCGGAACCGGAGCCGGAGCCGGAACCGGAACCGAAGCCGGAGCCGGAACCGGAACCGAAGCCGGAACCGGAACCGAAGCCGGAACCGGAGCCGGAGCCGGAAUCGGCCACUCCUAGCAAAAUGGCGAAAGAUGAUAACAGCGAGAGUCCACCGUCGGUGCUCAACGGACGCGAAGCUUCGGACGAGACUUCGACGGGCACGACUCAAACGGCGCUUGAUUUGGCUGAUGAAAUCAUUCCUCGACAGCUGGUGGAUUAUGCCGUGGAGCAUAGUCCGUUUGCGAGCGCAAAGGAAGACGUUGAAGACGAGGACACACCUUCAGCCGCCACCGUUUUGCGACGCAAACGCAGCGGGAGAACGAAGGCGGGGACAAAACCGAAGGAUGAUAUGCCCGAAAGAAAUGCGCGAAAGCGGCAAGUCGACGCGGAUAAAGCAUCCGCGCAACCUGGAUCAAUACUGGAUCGAAAUGGCGCUUAUAGUCAAUCCACGGCGCCCGAGGCGCCCAUAGAGCAACAUAGUGGUCGCGUCGCCGAGGAAGAAGAGCCCGCUUGGGCGUCCGUGGAUGUUCCAAAGCAGCUCAUGCAGCAUCACGAGAUGGUCAUGCCGGCGCAGCAGCAAUCAGAGCAACAGCGAGAAUCCCAGGAAGAACUACACCAGAGUAAGUCGAGAUUAAAUCAAUGGCGAGGCGAUGGGUCGAUUUGGUCCCACAUCCCGCAAGCCGUGCACUCCUCUGUCGGGGCGCCUUCGCCGCCGCCGCGAUCAGCCGCCGCGACUAUGCCCGAUUGGGAUCGAGAAAUCUUCACCACGGACAUAGAUGCGGACUGGGAUGCCUUAGGUUGGGUCGCUCGCGCGUCGAGACGAAUGGAAGCCGUGCAUCUCGAGGCGUGCGCUUCGGGCGUCGGCUGCGGACACGUUCUCGGCAUCGAUCUCGAACACUUGAGUUUUGGUCAACUCGACGCCGUGGAGGAAGUUCAUCGCGAAUUACUCGCGCGCAUCACGGACGCGCGCAUCGCGCUCGCGCGACGUCAAGAGCGCGCGGCCGUCAUCGAAGAGAUGACCAUAGCCAGCAACAAGAAAGAGUUCACGACACUCGCCCAAUUCGAGCGACGACUUUGA
This is a messenger RNA of Ostreococcus lucimarinus CCE9901, 2517 nucleotides long. RefSeq lists its product with no specific name. Gene Ontology annotation, molecular function: protein binding. Lineage: Eukaryota; Viridiplantae; Chlorophyta; Mamiellophyceae; Mamiellales; Bathycoccaceae. The transcript has 2 exons. The record is from RefSeq and is a predicted model, not a curated record. Bases 1 to 2517 code for a protein of 838 amino acids.